AUAUUUGCUCCGGUGGUUAGUUUUACAGAUAAAGCAGAGCAUUUAAUCUUUUACUGUUCGGCAUAAAAAAAACAGUCACUGUAGUGUUUCCAGGGUUUACUCUGUUCUGGUGUGCCCGCCACGCCACACCACCCAAGGAUGCAAAAACGCUUGAUUAAUCAUUCAUCCUGCUUUUCAUUAGUAUGGCCUCCCAAUGCUGUUUACUAAAUCAUGCAGAUAGCUCACAGAAUGGAGAGAUUGAAUUUAAUCGACGAAGUAUGUUGUUCAACUUUUAAGGGGUAGAGGUUUUAACCAUCGGAUUAAUGAAGUAUGCUGUAAAAUCAAACCCUACAAAAGGGACCCAAAGAUUCAAAGCUAAUGUGCUUCUCGCGCGAAGGACAGUAGAAGCAGUUAAUUGCCACUCUAACCACGAACCAUUCACGAAUGAAUCUCUUACUGUCGCCUGCUUCCCGUUUUCCUCAGGACGCUCCAACGUGUGUAUGUGUGUGUGUACCAACAGAAACACUAGCCCCUGAAGGAGACACAUUUCAGAAAUACCAAGCGAAACUUUUUCAAGAAUCAUGUUUCCCCGUGUGUUCAAAUGCAUUCCGCCACAAAUUCUUCCGCGCGUCGAGGAAUCAUGCUUCCCGGCUUUCAGAAGUACCACUCCAGCGAACCACCCGUACAUGCCCUCCAUCCCAAUCCCAUAAAAAAACAAGACCCUUUGAUGUUUUGCUGUCCUUUUUCCGGUUCUUUGCCAUGUUCGCGACCUCCAUCUAAUGAUCAUUGUCCUCGGUCACAAGCGCACUGUUCCAAUGGCCCUCGAAAGACCCCCUUCUUUACCCUGCUUUUACCAAUAUCUCCACUAGCGGGGCUUCAAUACCGACAAAUUCACAUAUUUUUUCAAAUACUCAAUAAACACAUUCGCCUGCGCCAGCCUUUUACGGUAACUGGCGGCAUGCCACAGUCUCUCGUACUGCGCUCGGGCUGCGCUACUGAAAAUACUGGUCCGACUUUUUGGCACACGUUUUGCGGGAGCGGGUUUUGGAUACGCGAUUCGAGCUGAAUCUUGAAUCUUGUUGCGAAAAUGUUUGGAGCUUUUUUUUGGCCACGACGCGGAAUGCAACAAAUUAUGGGAAUGCAUGAUGAGAGACGAUACGAUAAUAGGGGGGAAAUAACUGUUGCGUGUUGAUGUGGAUGAACCUGCGUUUUGCUGUUUCGUAGAAAUUAUGUUUGUUUUCAAUCUUUUGCUGGUGUACAGUGUUUGUAAGGUAAUUCGUUUGUCUUAAGAAGAUGGACUUAAAAUUGUGAUAGUCGAAUGAUAGUCGUGGCCAAGAGAUUUUAAAAAUCAACCAGCUCCUCCCAGUCAUCACCUACAACCAACAAAACACGCCCGCAAUGCAUUCCCGCCUGCUGAUAGUUUGCUGGCGGCGCAAACUUUUCUUUCUCGGCGCUUCACUGCUUUUCCUGCUGGCGCUGUGGUUUUGGGGCUUCCUGUACACUACACACAUUACCGAGGACGGUGGUAAGAUCGUGUCGGUAAGAGAGCUGAUGCUCGGCAGCGCACACGGCGGUCGGCACGAGAGUCUGCUGCAGCGAUUGGGUUUCCACGAGCGACACGACCCUGCCCUGGACGGUGGCAGUAAUGGAGUGGAACCACAUGGUGCAGCACACGGUGAGCAAGGAUCGGUUCAGCUUGAGGGCGAGGAGGGAGGCGUUAAGUUUGUUAAACCGACACCGGGUGGAUUGCGAUCCGCAAAGGUUCGCCACACUAACGAUUGGGAUGCAAUUAUGCAGGAUCGAACGGAUGAAGCGAAACAGAUCAAUCAACAACCAAGUGGCAAAGGGCAACCAUCACGUCACAUCUCGGACGAAAUGCGCAUGGCCGCCGAGCGACAGAGCCAUUACGAGCACGAGCUGAAACGAAUGGGCGUCCCGGUGAUUGCCGGCCUAGGCCCAGGCGGAAGACCUCCACCGGCCCAACGGUUGGUGCAUUUCGAUCUGAAGGGAGCGCCACCGAAAGUGUCCUACCUGCGACGACUGAUGCCGAUUCUGAAAACGCUUGGUGCGACGGGAAUUCUGCUAGAGUACGAAGACAUGUUUCCUUACGGUGGCUCGUUGCUACCGCUGGCAGCACGGAAUGCGUACAACAGGGACGAGAUAUUGGAGCUGCUCAAAAGCGCGUUCGCACUGGGUCUCACCGUCAUCCCGCUGGUGCAAACCUUUGGCCAUCUCGAGUACGCGCUGAAGCUUAAAGAGUUUGCCCACCUGCGUGAGACAGAGGAUUCGCCGCAAGCCCUUUGCCCGAGCUACAACGCUUCGAUGGCGUUCGUGGAGGAACUGUUGACGCAAGUCAUCGAGUACCAUAUGCCGGCCGAGAAUGGAAAUCUACUGCACAAAGAAGAUAUCGAACGAUUGACCCCGAAGCUAACCCACAUUCACAUCGGCUGCGACGAGGUUUACCGGUUGGCUGAGUGUCCACGCUGCCGCCAUCGGCUGAAGGAUCAACUGUUUCUCGAUCACGUGUACAACGUGGCCACGAUCGUGCGCCGUCGAUGGCCCCACCUGCGCGUCAUCGUCUGGGACGAUAUGCUGCGACAUAUGGCGCUUGAUGCACUGCAAGCCUCCGGCAUUGGAAAACUGGUCGAGCCGAUGAUCUGGGUGUAUGCGGAAGACAUCUACAAGUUUGUACAGUCGAACACGUGGGAGAAGUACGCAGCAGUAUUCCGUACGGCCUGGGCUGCGUCCGCCUUCAAAGGAGCCCAUGGCGAGGGAUUGCUGAUGCCACCGAUCAGACGCCAUCUGGAGAAUACACUCCGAUGGCUGGCAGUGAUGCAGGGCGAAGGCAAUCGGUUCAGUCACGGACUGCAGGGACUUGCCUUGACCGGUUGGCAGCGGUACGAUCACUUUGCCGUUCUUUGCGAGCUGCUUCCGGCGGCCCUGCCCAGCCUAGCGAUCUGCCUUUCGACAGCGGCGAAAGGAUACUUUGACGUGAGCGCACGCACCAACCCAAUACUCAGCAGCCUAACGUGCCCGGAGCCGACGGGGGAGCAUCAUGCCUGGUUGGAGCUGCACAGGGACUCGAUGAUGGUGAUGUUUUCGCGCUGCAUGUUUCCUGGCAGCAUGAUUUACCGGUUCAUACUACGCCUGGCGACACUAACGACCGAAACCGAGGAGUACACCGAUGCGAUCCGGCAGAGGCGCGGAUGGCUGACGGACUAUAAUAUUCGGCACAAUUUCAGCAGCGCAGCACGGGUCGACGAUUUGCUUGGCGAGAACUACCGCCUGCUCAACGCCGUCUCGAACCUUGCACGAACAGCUGCCUCCACACUGACGGAGGUGUACGAUCACUGGACCUAUGGUGAAUUCAUAGAGCAGCGAAUUUUUCCAAUGCUAGAGGAGCUAAAGCGGUUGGAACGUGCCGGUGAGGGACUGAAGAAACGACGCGUCUGGCCACAGCGUCCGCUACCCUAUCUGAAGCCAUUUGAAGUGCUUGGAAUCGACGAGAAAACCUAGCUAGCCGAGUAUGUUAAAAUCUCCCUCCAUUGAUGAUCGAAUUAAGGAUAAAGCACAAAAUUUUAACCCAGCACUCUCGGUUCGUAGUUUCGGGCCUGUUUUUGUAUACGAUUCAUCUCUUUCUCCACAAAAGUUGGGUGCUAAAGUCAACCCAACAGAUUUCUCACCCAACAAGACUGACAGAGAAAGAGUGUAUGUGUGUGCGCUAGUUAAGAGAUAAGUGAUUUAGUUAAUAGACAUUUUGGGAUAGUGUGUAGAUGAAAGUGUAGCUUUAAGAAGCUCGAAAUAGAAACAGGA
Anopheles merus is the source of this 3792-nucleotide messenger RNA. RefSeq names its product hexosaminidase D. Gene Ontology annotation, molecular function: hexosaminidase activity. Gene Ontology annotation, biological process: carbohydrate metabolic process. NCBI's taxonomy places the organism in Eukaryota, Metazoa, Arthropoda, Insecta, Diptera, Culicidae. The transcript has 4 exons. The record is from RefSeq and is a predicted model, not a curated record. Bases 1378 to 3495 code for a protein of 705 amino acids.